Messenger RNA from Symsagittifera roscoffensis, 1626 nucleotides. RefSeq names its product WD repeat and FYVE domain-containing protein 1-like. The transcript has 9 exons. The coding region runs from base 105 to 1265 and encodes 386 amino acids. Gene Ontology annotation, molecular function: metal ion binding; protein binding. The record is from RefSeq and is a predicted model, not a curated record. Gene Ontology annotation, cellular component: early endosome. NCBI's taxonomy places the organism in Eukaryota, Metazoa, Xenacoelomorpha, Acoela, Convolutidae.
UAUUGAUAUGAAGUAAAGCGACAGAAUAAUCUCCAGAAGGAUAAUCUACUAGAUCUCACUUCGUCGAGACAUCAGAUAGGGAAUUGAAAUUGAUCAUUGAAAACAUGCUGGAUAUCAUCAACCGAUUUGAGUGUCAGGUGAACGCCUUCGCCAUUGUGUCGAAAGAGGACGGAGUCAUCACAGUUUCCAAUGACAAAUCUCUGAAAGUAUGGCUGAAAAGGGACAAUGGACAGUACUGGCCCAGCAUCUGUCACUUCCUCCCUGACUUCGGAACAGCAAUCGCGUUCAAUGAGCGACUUCUCAAGAUCUUCAUUGGACUCAACGUCGGAGUGGUGGAGGAGUUCCGAGUGGCAGAGGACUUCAACAGCGUCUCAUUAGAGAGAGACUUCCACGCACACCAGAGACCAGUGACAGACAUAAUAUACGCACAGGCUCAGGAGUACCUUCUAUCAUGCAGCAGGGACAAGACAUUCCAGUAUUUCCACACGCACAACGGAGUCAGGAUAGGCAGAAUCUCUCUCGACUCACAAGUCCUGUGUCUUGCUUUCGAUGCCUUGUCUAAUCACGUUUUCUUGGGCGAGUACAAUGGUGCUAUCUCGAUGUUCCUCCUGGGGGACACUGAAUACCAGCUGGUGACAAAGUUCCACGGUCACGAAGGAAGUUGUCGGCAGUUGCUCUGGGAACCCGAAUUGAAGUGGCUCGUGUCUUGUAGCUUUGAUCAAGUUGUAGUGGUUUGGGAUGUGGGAGGCAACAAGGGCAAAUCAUUCGAGCUCAGAUAUCACAAGGGAAAAGUGAAUGCGAUAGUUCUGAUGAAGCAGCAGAUGCGACUCAUCUCUUCGGCCGAGGAUGCUCAUUUGGUGUUCUGGAAACUAGACAAGCAGAGAGAACCGGCCACAGUGUGGGAGGACUGUGACAGCUGCCAAUUAUGUGCAGGUCCUUUCUUCUGGUCAUUCAGGCAAAUGUACGAAGACAGAACUAUCGGUAAACGACAGCAUCACUGUCGUAAGUGUGGUAAAGCCUUGUGUGCGAACUGUUGUCCACAUUCGUCCGUCAUGCCCAAGAUGGGCUUCGAAUUCCCAGUUCGUCUGUGCACCGACUGUUUCGACUCCGUCCCAGAAGCGGACAAAGUCAGUUUGGCCAAGAGACACAAUGUGAAGUCGGCUGUGCACCUGAUGACGUAUGACCAGUCAAGGAGUCUCAUCGUCACAGCCAGUCGUGACAACUGGAUCAAAUUCAUCAAAGUGUCAGACGAAGCACAUCAGUGAUGGACGAGGUUUUUCACGUAGUUGCUGAGAAAACAGCCUCGAACGAAAGAGAUCCCUAGCUUGAACUUGAUACUUGUUGGGCUGUUUGUUAGAUUCGAUAUAUAUUUUGUUGCAUUUUGUCUGUAAUUUAUGUAUUUGCCGUCCUUAUGAGGAGAGCCUUUUUCAUGUUCAACCCGCCCAUUUGCAGUAGGGAAUCAGCUCUAUUUAUAUCUUUUAAUAUAGAUGUCAUUACGCAUUCAUAGCUUCAUACUUUGCCGUUUCCCCAAAUCGAUUCACAUAAACAUUAUUUUCUUCAAAUCUAUGUAAUUAUAUUUUUUGAAAGUAGAAAUUUUAAUCUUCAAAAAUUCAAAUUUAAAGCCUU